Xenopus tropicalis (tropical clawed frog) is the source of this 12858-nucleotide messenger RNA. Its product is annotated as fibrocystin-L. The record is from RefSeq and is a predicted model, not a curated record. Lineage: Eukaryota; Metazoa; Chordata; Amphibia; Anura; Pipidae. Bases 277 to 12843 code for a protein of 4188 amino acids. The transcript has 78 exons. Gene Ontology annotation, cellular component: plasma membrane; membrane.
GCAGUCCCUAGACAAUGGCAAGUGUCUGACAAGGAAAUGAGCAGUUGAACGUCACACCUCACCCAGUGACAAGCCAGUGACAACAAGAAAUACCAGCAGAGACAUGGAGCGCUCAGUGCUGGCCAGUUGCUAUGUGGGAGCUGCACUAUAAAUUCCCCAGCAACCUGACCCUCCAUUCACUACUCAGGGCUGGAGGCAAGCGGAGGGCUCCAUACGACUCUCUUCUCCCCUUCACUGACAGCCACCGGCUAAUGGUGGAGAGAGGCUGCCAGCACAAUGAUAGAAGCUGUCCUUCUCCUCCUCAGUGCCCUCACCCAAGUCACAUAUGGACAGCUGAGGGUGAAUGGAAUUUCUCCAAACUCUGGGAGUCUCAACGGUGCAACCAGGAUCACAAUACUAGGGCAGGGCUUUGCUGACGCAAACCAGUUUGAUUACGGAGAUGGGAACGCUGCCCUGGGAAAUAGCGUCCAACUGGUGUCGGCCACCUUGUCCAUUCCCUGUGACGUGGAGAAAGAUGCAAGCCAUGCAGGCCAAAUAACCUGCUACACUAGGCCAAUGCCGGCUGACAGUUAUCUCAUAAGAGUGAGUGUAGAUGGAGUUCCUGUGCCAGACAGUAACAUUUGCUAUGGCAAUCUCCAAAGCGGGAACUGCAGAUUCACGGCCCAUAUGUACUACACCCCUGUUAUAAACACUAUAACCCCAUUCUCUGGAACUCCAGGUGCAAUGAUAACAAUCAGAGGAAAAACCUUUACCAAUGUGUAUGGCAGCAACACAGCUCUGAGCUCCAACUCCAGAAAUGUCAGGGUAUUAAGGGUUUAUGGUGGGGGAAUGCCCUGUAACUUGCUGAUACCAAAGUCUGAUACCUUGUACAGACUACAACUUGACAGCACCAACAGUGAUAUGGGCACACUGACCUGUCGGUAUUCUGGAACAUAUGUUGGUCAUCUCAAUAUCAGCUUUAUUUUGGACAGCAAUUAUGGACGGAGUUUACCAAGCUUGGCCACUUAUUUUGUGUCUUCCCUGAAUAAAAUCACCAUGUUCCAAACAUAUGCAGAGAUCACAGGCAUUUCCCCCUCUGUUGGAAGCACUGAAGGCGGCACAAUCAUCACAAUAACUGGGAGCAACUUUGAUCAAACGGAUGCCCCUGCCCGAGUUCUUGUUGGAGGUCAGGACUGCAUUGUUCUUGGACUAACGGACACUACGAUAACAUGUCGAACUCCACCGAGGCCAAGUGUCCUGCCCACCCUGUUCCCAGGCAGCAGGGGACUGAAGUGUCAAAUGUGGAAUAAAACAUCUUCAUAUGCAAUCGACCAGGCCAUAAAUUUCAAUGAAAGUACCCCUAAUUAUGCUGGCGUUAGCUGGGUAGAAGAUGCAUCCCAGGCGUGGCCACUGUUAAAUUUUAUUGCCCGCCUCAGUGGCUUUUUUGUACCUUCUGAAACGGAUGACUACACCUUUUACAUCAAGGGAGAUGACUAUUACAUCCUCAUGUUCAGUGAAACUGGGGACCCAGCAAACAAGACAAAGGUUGCAAAUAGCAGCUAUUUCCCUUCUUACUUCUCUUAUCCGUCACAGAUGUCAAGAACAUUUAGGCUUCAAAAAGGAAAACCGUAUUACAUUGAGAUAUAUCUAAAGAAGUCCGGGGGAACAUCAGCAGUAAAUGUGGGCGUAUAUAAGCCUAGCAGUGUCUACAGCGAAACACAGACUGCCGAUGCCGUUAAUGAAUUACAGGGUAUAGUGUCCCAGACAACUGUGUUACAAGAGCAGCAGAUCAUAACAUUGCAGAACUGGAGCACAUCUACAGCAACAGAGGAAGUUCAGACAAUUACAGUUACAAAGCUUUGUGAUAGUGCUUGCCCGGUGCUGUUCUACAGGUUAAUUGUUGGAAGUGAGAAAACAGAUUAUUUGUCAGCUGAUGCGUCGGCCGCUGAUGUUCAGACUGCCCUAAACAACUUGUGGUCUCUGAAACCAGACACUUUCAACGUAACCAUGACAAGCUCAAGCAAUGAGAAUAUCUAUACUGUGACAUUCAACUCCCAAAGAGGUGAAUUCCAGUUGCUUUCCUAUGAGACCCCAGAUGGGAGCAACCUUACUGUGACUGUGGCGGAAGAGACCAAAGGAAGAGCUGACAUGGGCACCUUCACCCUAGUGUGGGAUGGAGUUUACUCAAAGCCUAUAGCAGAUAAUGCAUCGCCUGCAGAGGUGGAGAGUGCCAUUGAGGGGAUGCUGAGUUCCAUGUGCCCAGAUGGCUAUGUGUACAAGGAAAACAUGGCAGUCAAAUUCUUCAAGAAUUAUGAAAAUGAUUUCACCCCGAUGUGCUUCGCAUAUAAAGGAGCCCCAGCAAGUCAAAUUUACCUUGCUUUCCAGUACCAAGCAAAUUCCGGCCCGGCUACUUUGAGUCACUAUUUUUCUUAUAACUUUCCGGAGUCAGAUAGCUGGACGUACACGUGCGUCGACUUGUUGAAUCUGAUAAAAACCACUUUCCCCGGCACAAACUAUUACGUGCAAACUAUUGGUCUACAAGCGGCCUCGGUCUUCUACAUCGAUGUGCUCUAUAUUGGGCAAGUGGCUACAACCAACAAUAUCAAUGGUGCAGCUGUAAGAAGAGAACCCGCAUUGGCCAGCAGAGGAAUAAUGAUUUCAGAUGUUGCUGUGACUUCUCCGACAAACAGUUCUUUAAACAACCAGUACAAUAUAAUCAUCACACCAGCGAAUUGUGGCUACAAUAUUCCACUAUUAUCCGUUGGCUUUGCAGUGAAGACUGAAAACAUCUCUGGAAAGACAGCGACCUACAGAGGGGGUUUGUGGCCCAACGGCACGGCUAUUACAAUCACCAGAACACAGGCUGCCUCUCCUCCAAUCGGGGGCACGUUUAGCAUUGAGGCUUAUGGGAAACAGAUUCAAGGUCUUGCAGUCAACAUAUCCAGUUCAGACCUACAGUAUGCCUUGCAGACCAUACCGGAACUGGGCCGAGUUUCUGUAAGCUCCAGAAGCGUCAGCUGUGCUGGAAACUCCUGGAAUAUUAAAUAUUUAACAUCCACAGGCUCUCAGCCUCUGUUACAGAUAAACGACUCCUUGGUAACGGGUAUAAAUGCUAGAAUUACUGCAAAAAGCUUAAUCAGAGGAGGUCUGUUCCGUCAGCACUUGUUGGGCGACUUCUUAAGGACCCCCAACAAGAACCCGCAGGUUGAGGUCUAUAUAAAUGGCAUCCCAUCAAAGUGUUCUGGGAACUGUGACUAUACAUGGGUUGGAGCUCAAACGCCAGUAAUCACUGGCAUAAAUACCACUACAUCUUCUGUAGAUGGCAAUGAGACUUGGCCGGUGUUGCUAGUAAGUGGAGCUGGAUUCUCUAAAGGCUCUAUCAAUGACACAAGCUACGUGACCAUUGGUGACGCACCCUGUGCAAUUACCAGUAUCUCCGAAACUGAAAUCCAGUGCCUGAUCCAGCCAGCCAGUGCCGGUACCUUUCCCAUCAAGGUCUACAUUGGGGGUUCUGGGUUUGCGUUAUCCACUGGAAGCAACCUGACAUAUACUGUGCAGUCCUCCAUCUCCGCUGUGUCGCCAUCCUCAGGAAGCCUCGCAGGGGGAACACUUGUAACAUUAAUUGGAACCGGAUUUAGUGAAGGAUCCGUUGUCCAGUUUGGAAGCAACAAGUGUGACAUUCUGUUUGCAAAUCUAACAACAAUCCAGUGUCGGACUGAAGCAGAAUUAGCAGGAUCUGUCGAUGUGGUUGUUCUCACAAAUGGAUUUGAAGCAACGUUACCAAGCUCAUUCAGCUACAACGCCUCCUUCACGCCAGUCAUAACAGCAAUCAGCUCCAACAGGAGUAGUGUUUUGGGUGGGGCAAUUCUGACCAUUUCUGGGAAUAGUUUUGGAAGCCAGUCACCCAACAGUGCAGUUCUGAUUGGAAAUGUGACUUGCCAGACACUUCAGUGGAACCAAUCAGAUAUUACAUGCACGCUGCCCUCUAACCCUCCUGGGAAUUACAGUGUUUUGGUGCUAGUGGAUAAUUUGGGAUUUGCAUCAGUCAGUUCACCGGACCAAUCCUCCAUUACUUAUGUCUUGGAAGUUAACAGUCUCCAUCCAAAGUUUGGCUCUCUGUAUGGAGGAACUCACAUUACAGUGACAGGUUCUGGAUUUAGCACUGAUCAGACAAGCAAUGCUGUGAAAAUCGGAGACGUCCCAUGCAACAUCACCUCCAGUUCAGAAAAUGAAUUGAUAUGUACUGUUCAAAGUCCAGGCAAAGUAUUUACUGUGACAAAUAAUGGAAUAGACCCGGUGUACGGAAGCGGAUAUGCUUGGCUACCAUCAAGCCUAUAUAUUUCUCUUGGGGAUACGGUGGUAUGGACAUGGCAACCACAGCCCUUCCUCACAGGACUUGGAUACAGGGUAUUCUCUGUCUCGGACCCUGCAAAUGUAACUCACGAUGGCAAAACCUUUAUCAGUGGGAACACCGUAUCACCAUCUGGUGUCUUCUCCUACAAGUUCACAUCCCCGGGAACCUAUUAUUACAGCAGUGGAUAUGUCAAUGAUGCCAGAACCAUCUUCCUACAAGGAGUAGUCUAUGUAUCUCCAGCUCAGGAUCAGAGCAGUCCCAUAUAUGUGUCUGUUGGCGGGAUAAAAGCCCAGUACAACCCAGCUUCAGCGUUUCCAAGCGAAGUGGACAGUUGCCUAGCACCAGAGCCAACAUGUCCUCAACUCUCAAAUAUCACUUCCAGUAAUUCUCUCUCAUUUGGGUUUUCAAGCUGUUUCUCAUCUUCCAUAACCAGCAUUAGCCCUUCUUAUGGAACCAUACAUGACUCAAUAACCAUCAAUGGAACUGGAUUCAGUGAUACUGAGUGUGCCAAUCAGGUUACAGUUGGGCAAUAUCCUUGCACUGUUUCCUACGCAGACCAGAAUACUGUGAUCUGCAAUGUAGACCCUCAGAACUCCAUGCCGGUUGGGAUUGCAGAGCUGGUUUCACUCACAGUGGAUAACUAUGGAAAUGCCAUCAACGCCAUAGCCAAGGAAAUGGAUCGACGCUUUGCUCUUCUGCCUCACAUUGAUUCUGUUACACCCAAUAAUGGAUCCACCACUGGAUUCACAAGAGUAACCAUACACGGAUCUGGGUUUUCCUAUACAAAUGGCAGCACUGUUAUUUCUGGUUUGAGCUGUACUAUCAUUUCAGUGAAUUACACAGACAUUAUAUGCGACACGCUCCCCGGCACACCACAGAAUAUCCAAGUGAAUGUUCUAGUAAAUAACAUUGGGAGCCAGUGCAAAGGGUCCUGCAGCUUCUCAUACAUCAGUAGUGCUUCCCCUGCUAUAAGCAGUAUAUCCCCUACUUCUAUAUACAACUCUACUACAUUGUACAUAACUGGUUCUGGAUUGGGCACCAGCGAUAAUGACAUUUUAGUUUAUGUUGGUAACUGGCUGGCACAGGUAAUUAGUUCUAAUGACACAGACCUAGCCUGUACCAUUGGCCCUAUUCCUGCGGGCAGUUACACUGUCAAAGUUAUUGUUUUAAGCACGGGGUUGGCAACAGGGAAGUUGACUGUAACUAGCCCGGCACAGGCAACUCUUCUAACUCCAUCGGGAAGCACUGAAGGCGGCACUCUCCUAUCAAUCACAGGAAAUGGAUUUGACCCUCUAAGUACCACUGUGCUGGUUGGUGGAACAUUGUGCCAUAUUGUGUCCGUGGCCCCAAGCAACAUUCAGUGCCUUACACCUCCCUCUACAGAUGCAGGGACUGCAACAGUCUCCAUCCGUGUACGUUCUGUCACUUACCCACCCCUGAGCUUCUCAUAUUCCCAGAGUGACACCCCCAUUGUGUCUUCAGUUGUUCCAGACACAGGUGUACCAGGAACUUCAGUUACCAUCACUGGAUCAGGAUUUGGUUCAGAUGCCACAAAGACCUCAGUAACUAUAGGCAACACAGCAUGUACUAUAGCAACAAUAUCAGAUACCCAGGUACAAUGCACCAUGGGCAACCAUUCCGGAGGUACUUUCCCUGUCAUACUGAAAACUGAGAAGGGAUUCGCCAAGUCCAACGUGCAGUUUAACUAUCAACUGACUUUAACAAAUGUCUCUCCAAAUACAGGAAGCUUUGCCGGUGGAUUGAUGAUCACCCUCACUGGAUCUGGGUUUGACCAACUGAACUCCAGAGUCUUUGUGUGCAACUCAGAGUGCCAAGUAGACAGAGACCAGUCAAACCCAAACUCCCUGUUUUGUGCAGCUCCUCCACAGAAUGCUUCUGGCUCUACACGGACAUGUGAUGUUCAGGUCGCAAAUGGCAAUAAUUAUAUCCAGCUGAACAGCUCCUUCACCUACAAUUCUUCCCUGACUCCUAUAAUAUUUGAUGUGACCCCUAAGAGAGGUGGUACGGCUGGCGGGACAAAUCUCACCAUCACUGGCUCACAGUUCAGCUCAGACAUCUCCCAGAUCACAGUUACCGUAGCAAAAGCCAAGUGCCAAGUGCAUUAUGCCAAUAGCACGCAUAUUAUAUGUGUAACGGGAGCUCACUCUCCUUCACAACGUACUAAGGUGCAAGUCAACAUUGAAGGAAAAGGACUUGCCACAAUGGAAAAUGCUUCUUUCUUCUACAUUGACGUCUGGUCUUCAAGAUACACUUGGGGGGGAGACACUCUUCCUGAUGAAGGAUCGCUGGCAGUUAUCACACAAGGACAAACCAUCUUGUUGGACCAAAGCACUCCAGUGCUAAAGAUGCUUCUGAUUCAGGGUGGAAGUUUGAUCUUUGAUGAAGCUGAUAUUGAGCUACGGGCAGAGAAUAUUCUGAUCACAAAUGGAGGGCUUCUUCAGAUUGGAACUGAAGAUGCGCCAUUCCAGCACAAAGCAAUAAUUACUUUGCAUGGACAUUUACGGUCUCCUGAGUUACCCGUGUACGGUGCAAAGACAUUAGCUGUGAGGCAAGGAACGCUGGAUCUACACGGACAACCAGUGCCUGUAACUUGGACCCGUCUGGCACAAACAGCUGAAGCUGGAACUUCUACUCUCAUCUUGCAAAAAAGUGUAACUUGGAAGCCUGGAGAUGAAAUCGUCAUAGCGUCUACAGGAGAUAGACACAGCCAGAGAGAAAAUGAGAAAAUGACAAUCUUGAGCAUUUCUCAAGAUGGUAGAACUGUGAAUCUAACACAGCCAUUAACUUACAAGCACUUGGGGAUAUCGGUCACUCUUCCUGAUGGCACAAUAUUUGACGCAAGGGCAGAAGUUGGCGUUCUUACGAGAAAUAUUCUUGUGAGAGGAUCUACUAACGUUGAAUGGAGUGACACAAUACCAGCUUGUCCUGAUGGAUUUGAUCCUGGUGAAUUUGCUACACAAACAUGUUUCCAGGGAAGAUUUGGUGAAGAAGUAGGAAGCGAUCAGUUUGGAGGCUGUAUUAUGUUCCAUGCUCCAAAGCCAAAUCAGCUUUUGUCCAUUGGAAGAAUAGAAUAUGUGGAGGUAUUCCAUGCAGGACAAGCUUUCAGGCUUGGGCGCUAUCCAAUACACUGGCAUUUAAUGGGUGAUCUCCAGUUUAAGUCAUAUGUACGAGGCUGUGGCAUUCACCAGACAUACAACAGAGCUGUUACCAUUCAAAACACCCAUCACCUUCUUGUGGAAAACACUGUAAUAUAUGACAUUAUGGGAGGAGCAUUCUUUAUUGAGGAUGGAAUUGAGCAUGGGAACGUCCUUCAGUAUAACUUGGCUGUGUUUGUUCAGCAAAGCACCAGUCUCCUAAAUGAUGAUGUCACUCCAGCUGGCUUUUGGGUAACUAACCCCAAUAAUACAGUUAGGCACAAUGCAGUGGCUGGGGGCACACACUUUGGUUUCUGGUACAGAAUGCAUGAUAAUCCAGAUGGUCUCUCCUAUAACCCAUCAAUUUGUCAAAAGAGAGUCCCACUUGGUGAAUUUUACAACAAUACUGUUCACUCUCAAGGAUGGUAUGGAAUCUGGAUUUUUCAAGAAUACUUUCCAAAGGCGGGUGGCGGGUGUGGUUACACUAUUCCACAGCCUGCUGCUUUUAAAUCACUGACAACCUGGAACAGUCAGAAAGGGGCAGAGUGGGUGAACGGUGGAGCUCUUCAGUUCCACAACUUCACAUUGGUAAAUAACCAAGAUGCAGGUAUAGAAAUGAAGAGAGUUUUUUCAGAACAUGUUGGUGGCUGGGGAGAAGCAAUUGGAGCUGAAAUUAAGAAUACUAAAAUAGUCGGCCAUGUUGAUGAACUUGGGUUAGGCUCCAAUUACUGCACUGCCAGAGGUAUAGUUCUUCCAUUUGAUGAGGGCUUAACUGUGUCAUCUGUAACCUUCAUGAAUUUUGAUCGGCUGGGAUGUGCCAGCAUAGGUGUUACAUCGAUUGCAGGAUUAUGUAUCGACAGAUGUGGAGGCUGGAGCACCAGAUUUGAUGGCAUAAAGUAUUUUAAUUCACCAAACAAGGCUGGAUUCAGAUGGGAACAUGAAGUUGUUUUAAUUGAUACAGAUGGUACUCUAACAGGAGGGACUGGAAAUAAAGUGGUACCAAAAAGUGGAUUGCUGGACCCCUCACAGUGCAGUAAAAGCAGUGACUGGAGUGUUGGGUUCAGUGGAUAUGUUUGUAACUCCACUGUCAGGUUCCAUCGCUUGGCCUUCAACAAUCCAACGCCAACUUCUCUUACUGGGAAGGAUGUCAUCCUUUCAAAUUCUUUUGGUGUCAGCGUUGUACCUUUUCUUACGGAACGUUUGACUCAUAGGCCUGGAUGGAUGGCUCUGCUGCCCAGUACAGAUACUUAUAACUGGUAUUUCAGGGAUGCUGCUUACAUGUCAAACAUCAGCUAUCAGUCGACUUUCUAUGGUUUAGAGAAUUCAGACUUUGUCAUAGUAUCCCACAACCUUACUCAAAGGCCAGACAGGUUUACAAUAGUUGACACAAGAAAUGGAUCUCAGCAGCAAGUGACAUAUGGCACCAACAACAAUGGAGACUGGUACUUUAACGACAACACAACUACAUUAUAUUAUCUCGUAUCUGGAAAACACAAGUUACAAAAACGUGCUGUUGCUGGGACACUGGAUCCUAAUAUGAUAAAUGUGGAUGUCAAUCUCAAAACCCUCAUCUGCUAUUAUAAGAACUGUGUCCCUCCUCCUCCUCCAGCUUCCAUCGUUGUGCCAUCGUCCUACGACUUCACUUUGCUCCUCGUGAAGACGAGCCCUGUCCUUACGCGUACCAUAGUGCAGGAGACAACAGUUCCAUGUAUAUUUCUAUUGCUUCCCAGUUAUUGGUCCAACCAUUCAUUCUGGGAAUCAUCUGUAGAGAACAACAAAACGGUUCCAAAGGAAGGAUCGAACGUGAUCAUCCCUGCAGACAAAUGGGUCAUAGCUGAUGUAGACAUCCCACCUCUAGAAAAGCUGGUUAUUUAUGGCAUUUUAGAGAUACGAAACCUCACAAACAACUCGACAUCUAAAAGCAGCAGUGUCUACAGGACAACUGUGCUCAAUGCUACGUACAUAUCUAUACAGGGUGGAAGGUUGAUAGCAGGGAAGGAGAACGAUCCAUUCCAGGGGGAGUUACACAUUAUCCUAAAAGGAAACCAUUCAACACCAGAGAUGCCUCUGCCUGAUGGUCCCAACCAGGGCUCCAAGGUUCUUGGUGUGUUUGGCCAACUGGACCUGCAUGGAAUGCCCCGCUCUGUUUACAGGACCAAGUUGGCAAGAACAGCAGCCGAAGGAUCCCAAACCAUUACUUUAGUGGAUGCUGUAGACUGGCAGGCUGGAGAAGAAAUUUUAAUCACUACCACCAGUUAUGAUACCUGGCAGACAGAAACCAGACAAAUUAUCACUGUGUCUCCUGACAUGAGAACUAUCACUCUGAAUGCUUCUCUCAACUACACCCACAUUGCUGAGAGCUAUUCUGUGGCCAACACAAGCUGGAAUUACACACUGGCAGCCGAUGUUGCUUUAUUGACCAGAAACAUAAAGAUCAUUGGGCAAGAUUACCCAGGCUGGUACCAAGAAUCGUUUGGUGUGCGGGUGCUGGUUAGCACAUUCUCGAUGAAUAACGUUCAGUAUACAGGAAGUGCAAGAAUUGAAAAUGUUGAAUUUUACCACAGUGGACAGCUGGGCUACACCGACCCAUCAGACCCCCGAUUUUCAUUGGCUUUCCUGUAUCUUGGAGAGGUAUCGAGGAACACCUCCUACGUCCAAGGCUGCUCCUUCCACCAGGGCUUCUCGCCAGCAAUUGGUGUUUUUGCCACCAACGGAUUGGAUAUUGAGGACAACGUUAUUUACUUUACAGUGGGAGAAGGAAUCAUAGUAUCAGGAGAACGUAUAACUGUGCGGGGAAAUCUUGUAUCAGUCGCUGUCUGGCCAGGAACCUACCAGGGAAGAUUUCAAGUAACCAAUAAUUUAUGGAAUGCUGGUAUAGAGAUCAGUGAAGGAACUGACAUAGUGUUACAGAACAAUGUGGUUGCUGGAUUUGAAAGAGUUGGAUACCACAUUAAUGGGGAACCCUGCACAGAUGGGAAUGACACCAGAGUACAGUGGCUGAACAAUGAAGCACAUGGAGGAUUAUAUGGAGUUUAUAUGAAUAAAGAUGGGCUUCUUAAGUGUUCCCUAAUCAGAAGAUUUACAGUGUGGAGAUGUUGGGACUAUGGCUUUUACUUCCAGGUACCAGUAAGUCUGAAGAUUACAGAAUCUGUAUUAGUUGACAAUGGCAUGGGAAUAUUUACUAUUGUUUACGGACCAGCCGCAACCUCUCAUGAGUUAUCUAAUAAAACUGUGGAUAUCUCGAAAUCAUUACUUGUGGGGAGCAGUCCAAGCUUCAACUGCAGCGAUAUCCUGACAGAUAAUGACCCCAAUAUUAAGAUAUCAGCAGGACAACGAAGCAUCAGGCCUCUGACAGGAGGAAGAAGUGGAAUCUGUUGGCCAUCAUUUAUCUCUUCUCAGAAUGGUGCACCAAAAGGACCUUUCGCUGGAACUAUUAGUUAUAAUUCAAUUACUGGCCUAAUGACUGUAAAAGAUACAACCUUCAUUGGAUACAAAAGCGUGUGCGCUAAUGAAGCCAAUAUCAUGUUUAUUACGAACCCCCUCAAUGAUGACUUACAGCAUCCAAUAGAAGUAUCUGGGAUCCAAAUGGCUGACAGUACAGAAGAUCAAAAAGUAUUUAUCCACAGACCCGAUCUCUCGAAGGUUAACCCCUCUGACUGCGUGGAUAUGGACUGUGAUGCCAAGAAGAAAAGCCUAUUAAAAGAUCUUGAUGGCUCCUUCCUUGGGCAUCAAGGUGCUGUGGUUCCACAGUCAGAAUACGCAUGGGAUACAGAUCCAAGAUAUGGUGUUGGGGACUACCGCAUUCCUAAGGUUAUGUUGACCCAGCUUAACGGAAGCCGAAUCCCGGUGGCAGAAGUGGCUCCAUACAAAGGGAUAAUAAGGGACUCAUCCUGUGUCUAUAUGUCUGCCUGGGAGGCCUAUAAAUGCUUUGGAUUAAAUUAUGAGAUGCUUGUUAUUGAGAGUCUUGAUAGUGAUACAGAGACAAGGAGACUGUCACCAGUUGCUGUGUUGGGUGGUGGUUACGUUGACCUUAUCAAUGGGCCCCAAGACCAUGGCUGGUGUGCUGGAUAUACAUGCCAAAAAAGAGUCUCACUGUUCCACGCUAUAGUGGCUACCAAUAAGUCAUUCGAUAUCUAUUUCACAAGCACCAGCCCACAGAGUCUGCGCCUUAUCCUACUGAAUACCAACAGUUCAAAAGCUGUCCGUGUUGGUAUAUUUUACUCAAAUCCUCAGCGGUUGGAUGUAUAUGUUAACAAUUCCUACGUACUUCCAACUAAUGGAUAUGUACAAAGCAAUGGAGACAUAUUAUUUAAGGCACCUUCCUACACAGGACAAUACACGCCUCAACUCAGUUCCAAUGUUGAUGGAGAAAACUACUUUGAUAAUGACUACAAGAUGCUCUAUAUCCUGGUUAGAGGGUCAACUCCAGUAGUAGUGCGUACCUCUCCUUUGAUAAUCGUUUCCUUUAACCUACCCGCCAUGACAGAGGAUCAGUUCUAUGGAGCCAACCUUGUUACAAACCUAGCACUCUUCCUGAAGAUCCCAGUGCAAAAAAUCCGCAUUACUAAAAUAAUCGCUGAAGGAAGUCGACGAAGGAAAAGGGCAGCUGGGGGGCUCACCGUGUCUGUGCAAAUUGCAGAUCGACCUGGUCAACUAACAAACAGCACUAACGGAACAGGCACGUAUAUUAUAUUCUUGUAUGUAAUUCAUGAUACCCUGAACUACUCAGAUUUUCAAAGCAUAAGUCAAAGCUUGGCCGCAGCUGCAGUGAAUGGCAGUUUGAGUUCUAUCCUGAAUGUUACUGUCGGCUCCUUGUCCAUCUCUAAUCCUAUUCCAUCUCCAGGUGAUCCAGCAUGGAACCAGUUUGCAAACCAGACUGUAGACAGAACUGAGAGCACAACUGGAAAUUACUUGGCCAGUGUAUCUACUCUCGUUGUUGUUGUGCAGCCAGUGGCCGGGACACCAGGACAAGUCCUAUCCCAACAGCCAGCAGUAAUGGCUCUGGAUUCUAAAGGAGCCUGCGUCUCUGUAAGUGUCAGCUCUCUGUCACUAACAGCACGGCUGAAGAAGAGUAACAAUGCUUAUGUGGACAGUGGGCUUGGCGGAAAUACUACUAUUCUUUUUAAUGGCUGCUGGGCCAAUUAUACUGAUCUUACUCUCAAACUACCAGGCAGUGGUUUCACGCUGGAAUUUACGCUCAACAAUAUCUAUGGACAGACCAGAUCUUUUGACAGUAGAACUUCGGGUAGCGCAAGCUCUACAGCUAGUGGAUUUGCAAAUAAUGACUUAAUGCAAGCAAUAGUGCUGCUUGCAAUCACUCUACUUGGGAUGAAUCUAUUCACGGUCCAGCUUUGAGGUAUGUAUUUGUCU